AUGCUUCAGUGUGCCAGCUGUGAAAAGCCUAUUCUCGAUAGGUUCCUGCUCAAAGUUCUGGACAGACCCUGGCACAUCAAGUGUGUCCAGUGCUGCGAAUGCAAGUGCACUUUGACGGAAAAAUGUUUUUCACGAGAGGGGAAACUGUACUGUAAGAAUGACUUCUUCAGGAGAUUUGGGACCAAGUGUGACGGGUGCGCCCAGGGGAUCUUACCCAGUGAUCUGGUCCGCAGGGCCAAGAGCAAAGUGUUUCACCUGAACUGUUUCACCUGUGUGAUGUGUAACAAACAGCUGUCCACCGGAGAGGAACUGUACAUCCUGGACGAAUUCAAGUUCGUCUGUAAAGAGGACUAUCAAAACAACAAUGGGAAAGACACAAUCGUCCUCUCAGUCACGGCGUGCAGCGACCAAAGCAUGUCCCCAGACUCCCAGGACCCGCAGGACGACGGGAAGGACUCGGAAACCGGACAUUUAUCCGACAAAGACGUGUGCAGCAACGAGAACGACGAGCAGAGUGCCGUCGGGAAGCGACGCGGGCCCAGGACCACCAUCAAAGCCAAGCAGCUGGAGACCUUAAAGGCGGCGUUCGCGGCCACCCCGAAACCCACCAGACACAUCAGGGAGCAGCUGUCACGAGAGACCGGCCUCAACAUGAGAGUCAUCCAGGUUUGGUUCCAAAAUCGGAGGUCCAAAGAGAGACGCAUGAAGCAGCUGAGCGCUCUGAGCGGCCGGAGACACGUGUUUUUCCGCGGCCAGAGGAGGAUGAGAGCGCUGGGGGAGAGGUUGGAGCCAGAGGAGCUCGGACACUUCUCAUAUUAUGGAGAUUAUCCUGGUGAAUAUUACGGCUCGGGAGGGAAUUAUGAGUACUUCCAAGGCCCGCCAUCGUCCCAGGCUCAGACUCCAGCGGACUUAGGCUUUGUGCCCGCCUCCGUCCCUGCUGGCACUCCGUUGAGAGUCUUAGACCACCACCAUCCGGGGCACCACUGUCCCGGAGAGCUGCAGUGUUUCUCUGACACAGUCUCCCACCAUCCCGCGGACUCGCCCAGCCCAGAGCCCAACAUGCCGGGCUCGAUGCACAGCAUCUCCAGUGAGAUGUGCGGCCCCGGCACACCCUACACCACUGUGUCUCUCAGUGACAACGGAUACACCAACCAGCUGUCUCAACCCUCCUCAGAAAUGAGCGAAGGCACUGUCUGGUAA
This is a messenger RNA of Chelmon rostratus (copperband butterflyfish), 1200 nucleotides long. RefSeq names its product LIM/homeobox protein Lhx1-like. Bases 1 to 1200 code for a protein of 399 amino acids. Gene Ontology annotation, molecular function: DNA-binding transcription factor activity, RNA polymerase II-specific; RNA polymerase II transcription regulatory region sequence-specific DNA binding. Gene Ontology annotation, biological process: regulation of transcription by RNA polymerase II; neuron differentiation. The transcript is spliced from 5 exons. The record is from RefSeq and is a predicted model, not a curated record. Gene Ontology annotation, cellular component: nucleus. NCBI's taxonomy places the organism in Eukaryota, Metazoa, Chordata, Actinopteri, Chaetodontiformes, Chaetodontidae.